CCAUUCUAAUUUUCAUAGCCCUAAUCAUCUUUCCAAUUAAUUUCGAAGCUGAUUCCGAUAAAUGCUGCUGCCUCUACAAGACGUAGGAGUUUUUGCUCGCCGAUCGGAGAGGUUUGCUCCGAUUCAGAACGUGCAGUCAUCGAAGGCUUCACAAAGAUUCGAUUUCAUCACCUAACCCUAAUUGUUGCUGUCUGCGGUUUCUUGGAUUCUUGAUUUGCGAGGGCUUCUCUGUACCGAAAUUGGAUUCUACCGAUUCUCAAUCAAGAUCUGAAAUCUGAAUCCCUUGGUUCAAGGCUUUAUAUAGUUUACAUUUGUUCACAUUGCUGUGGUAUUAGAUUUGUUCAAUCUUUACCUUAGAAAUUUGCAAGUGGUAGAAAAGAAAAAAGAAAAAAAAAGAGUUUUGACACUGUACUAUUUGAUUUGUUGACUUUCAAUAGCAACAUUUUUUACUAGUUUUUUAUUUAUUUCAAAGGCCCUUUGAUUAUUUGCUUACGUCUUAAUUGAAAUAAUAAUUUACAAAUUUACAAUGGCUGUGUAUUAUAAAUUUAAGAGUGCAAAAGAUUACGAUUCAAUUCCCAUGGACGGUCCUUUCAUCUCUGUUGGCACAUUGAAACAAAAUGUUUUUGUAUCCAAGCAUUUAGGGAGGGGUACUGAUUUCGACCUACUGGUCACCAACGCCCAGACCAAUGAAGAAUAUCUUGAUGAAGAAAUGUUGAUUCCUAAAAAUACCUCAGUGUUAAUUAGACGGGUUCCAGGACAGGCACGAUUACCAAUUGUUACGGAACCACAACAAGAGGUGGAAAAUAAGGUGGUGGAAACUGAACCUGAGAACAUUAGCUUACCAGCAGAUGAUACAUCUGCCAUGAAAUAUCCUGAAAAAUUGGACUGGGAUGAAUUUGGCAAUGAUUUAUAUUCAAUUCCUGAUCAACUGCCUGUUCAAUCGAGCUACAUGAUUCUAGAGGCUCCUCCAACUAACAAUGCUGACGAAGACAGUAAGAUUAAGGCCUUGAUUGAUACUCCAGCGUUGGAUUGGCAACAUCAGGGUUCAGACUUUGGCCCUGGUAGAGGUUUUCGAAGGGGCAUGGGUGGACGGACGGGAGGUGGGCGUGGUUUUGGGUUGGAACGGAAAUCACCUCCGGAAGGAUAUGUAUGUCAUAGAUGCAAGGUGCCUGGACAUUUCAUUCAACAUUGCCCUACAAAUGGUGAUUCAACUUUUGACAUAAAAAAAGUCAGGCAACCUACUGGUAUUCCUCGAUCUAUGCUGAUGGUAAAUCCACAAGGUUCCUAUGCUUUACUAAAUGGUUCAGUAGCUGUUUUGAAGCCAAAUGAGGCUGCUUUUGAUAAAGAAAUGGAAGGGUUGUCAUCUACACGUUCAGUUGGUGAUCUACCACCUGAGCUCCACUGCCCCUUGUGCAAUAAUGUCAUGAAAAAUGCUGUAUUGACAAGCAAGUGUUGUUUUAAAAGCUUCUGUGACAAAUGUAUUAGGGACUAUAUUAUGUCCAAGUCUGCAUGCGUAUGCCAUGCAACAAAUGUUCUUGCAGAUGAUCUUUUACCAAAUAAUACGCUUAGAGAUGCCAUCAAGCGCAUAUUGGAGUCUGGCAAUGGCAGUACUGAAAAUGCUGGGAGCACUUACCAAGUUCAAGAUAUGGAGUCUUCUCGUUGUCAACAGCCCACAAUACCUUCUCCUACUUCAUCUGCUACCUCCAAGGGAGAACCAAAGGCUUUACCAGUUAAUGAAGGAAUAACAAAUAUACAGGAAAUAGCUGAUGAAAGAAAGCCUGUCUCUACACAGCAGGUAUCAGAGCAAGUGAGGAUUCCUAGAGCGGCUGAUGUAUCUGAAGCUACUCAUGAGUCUAUGAGUGUGAAGGAACUAGCCUCACAAGGGAGUGCUAAACUGGUCGAGGAAGAAGUACAGCAAAAAGUGGUUCCUACUGAUGCUGGAAGGAAAAAGAAAAAGAAAAAAGUCCGUAUGCUCACAGAUGGUAGAUCUGCUGUUUCUUCUGACAUGGCUUUCAGUAUCAAUUUACAAUGGAAAACCCCUCAUGACUUUGGCGGAGAGAAUUAUAUGAUGCCAAUGGGCCCACCACCUCCUAGUUAUAAUCCAUACUGGAAUGGCAUGCAACCUUGCAUGGAUGGAUUUAUGGCACCAUAUGCUGCUCCAAUGCAAAUGAUGAGUUAUGGCCCAGGCCCAUUUGACAUGCCAUUUGUAGGUGGUAUAUCUCAAGACCCAUUUGGCAUGCAAGGAUACACGAUGCCUGUAGUUCCACCUCAUAGGGAUUUUGCUGAGUUCGGUAUAGGGAUGAAUGUUCCACCACCUGUUAUGAAUAGAGAGGAGUUUGAUGCUCGGAAUGCUAAUCUGAGGAGGAAGCAUGAAAACGAGAGAUGGGGUGAAAGGGACUUCUCCAAAGACCAGGAAUUUGGUAGGGAGGUGAGCAGUGUGGGGGAUGUUUCUUCGCUGAAAUCAAAAACAAAAUCAAAUCCACCGUCAUCAGGUGCCUAUUCCAUUUCCCAUCAAUGUCAGCAACGGAUGGAUCAGAACCAUAGAUCAGCUGGGCACUAUUUCAACCGAAACCACGAGGAUGAGCAAUCACGUCCUCACAAAUCAAAAUCAGAGCACUAUUCCGACCGCAACCAUGAGGAUGAGCGGCACAGCCACCACAAAAACCACAGACUAGAAACCACAUACAACGAUCGCAAGCAGAAGAGCAACAUCUUUUCUCGCAUAAGCUUCUCAGCUGAGGAGGAAGCCAUUGCUAAAAAGAAAAGGAAGGCUUCUUCCGCAACGCAAUCAUCAACCACUGCCUCAAUGGUGCACGUGUCAAACGGGUACUAUGAAGUGAGAAAAAAUGACGAUGAUUGUAGCGACGACGAUGAGCGGCAUUUUAAACGGAGACGGUCAAGGUACGAGUUAGUGGAUUCAAGAGAGCGGAAGCAUAGGUGAAGAAGAUUCCGAAUAGAUUUUUAGAUUUAUUUGCUUAAACUUAUCUCAUCUCUUCCAAUACAUAAAAUUAACUCCUUGGAUGCAUCUUCCGUGACAUUUCUAUUAUUUGGUCACUAGUUUUAUGCAUCUUUAGUUCAAAUGUAUUGAUUAUAUUUUGGUUCAAAUUCAUCUCCUUUUUUA
Molecule: messenger RNA, 3121 nt
Organism: Lathyrus oleraceus (garden pea)
Lineage: Eukaryota; Viridiplantae; Streptophyta; Magnoliopsida; Fabales; Fabaceae
Product: E3 ubiquitin ligase PQT3-like
Exons: 15
Coding region: 527-2941 (804 amino acids)
Biological process (GO): mRNA processing; ubiquitin-dependent protein catabolic process; protein ubiquitination
Cellular component (GO): nucleus
Molecular function (GO): zinc ion binding; nucleic acid binding; ubiquitin protein ligase activity
Source: RefSeq, a predicted model, not a curated record